Messenger RNA from Salvia hispanica, 1639 nucleotides. RefSeq names its product zeatin O-glucosyltransferase-like. Gene Ontology annotation, molecular function: UDP-glycosyltransferase activity. NCBI's taxonomy places the organism in Eukaryota, Viridiplantae, Streptophyta, Magnoliopsida, Lamiales, Lamiaceae. The record is from RefSeq and is a predicted model, not a curated record.
GCAAUUUACACAACCAAAGCAUAAUAAAUGGAGUAUGAGACGCAACUCAAUUUCGCAUUUUCUAUCAAAAAAAACAAAAGAAAUGGCGUCGAAUUUGUUCCAAGACGACGUGGUGGUGCUGAUGGUUCCAUUCCCGCUGCAGGGCCACCUGAACCAGCUCCUCCACCUCUCCCGCCUCAUCUCCUCCCGCGGCGUGUCGGUCCACUACGUGGGCACCGCCACCCACAACCGGCAGGCCCGGCGCCGCGCCCAGGGCUGGGACCCCAUCUCCGCCUCCAACAUCUUCUUCCACGAAUUCCAAUCCCUCCACUUCACCGCCCCUCCCCCCGACCCCUCCGCCGCCAUCAAAUUCCCCGGCCACCUCCAGCCCCUCUUCGACACCCUCCACUCCCUCCGCCGCCCCGUCGCCGACCUCCUCGCCUCCCUCUCCGCCUCCCGCCGCCGCGUCGUCGUGGUGUACGACUCCCUCAUGGGCUCCGUCGUCCAGGACUUCGUCAACUUCCCCAACGCCGAGUCCUACAUUUUCCACAGCGUCUCCGCCUACACCAUCUUCUUCUUCCUCUGGGAGACCAGCGGCCGCCCCUUCGCCGUCGACCCCGAGAUCCUCUCGGGCCUCCCCGCCCUCGAGGGCUGCUUCACCCCCGAAUUCCUCAAAUUCGUGGUGAAGCAGCAUCAGUACCUCAAGCUCAACUCCGGCCGCAUCUACAACACAUGCAGGGAGGUCGAGGGCCCCUUCCUCGACCUCCUGCAACGGCCCCACAUCAGUGGGGCCAAAAAGCAGUGGGCCCUCGGCCCAUUCAACCCAAUCGCCUCCCCCAAGAGAAAAAAGCCCCCCCACAAAUGCCUCCAGUGGCUCGACGGGCAGCCCCGGGACUCGGUCAUCCUCGUCUCGUUCGGCACCACCACCACGCUCUCGAACGAUCAAAUCCACCACCUGGCGACCGGCCUCGAGAGAUCCGGGCAAAAAUUCCUGUGGGUUUUGCGCGAUGCUGAUACUGGAGAUGUGUUCCGGGCGGCAGCUGGGCGCAGGGCCCAGCUGCCCCAGGGGUUUGAAGAAAGAAUUACAGGAACAGGUUUGGUAGUGAGAGACUGGGCGCCGCAGCUGGAUAUCCUGGGGCACUCGGCCACAGGGGGAUUCAUGAGCCACUGCGGGUGGAAUUCCUGCAUGGAGAGUAUGUCGAUGGGGAAGCCGAUCGCGGCGUGGCCGAUGCAUUCGGAUCAGCCCAGGAACACGGUGUUGAUCGCCAGGGUCCUCGGGAUCGGCCUCGUCGUGAGAGACUGGGCCCGUCGGGCGGAGGUCGUGAAGGCGGACGUGGUGGAGGAUGCGGUGAGGAGGCUCAUGGCAUCGGAGGAAGGGGAGGCCAUGAGGAAGAGGGCUGCGGAGCUGGGUAGGGCCGUCAGGGACGCGGCGGAGGAAGGUGGCUCGGCGUGCUUUGAGUUGGACUGUUUUGUGUCACAUAUUAGUAGAUAGAUCGUAGAUUCUACGAAAUAAAAGUAUAUCAUAUUAAUGUAGGAGUAUUUGUUAGGUAUCAUAUUAUAAUUACUUACAAAUUAUAAAUAUGAAUGCAAUUGCGCCCAUGCAUUAUGUGGACCUAAAUAGAUAGCUAAAUAUUAAUGAUUCAUGGAUUAUAUUCCUCUA